AUGUUUAAGUAUCGCAUCCAGAUGUUUUUCAAUGAACUCAAAGUGUUGUUAUUGAUGCGCUCUGGGUCAAGCAGGAGGACUGAAACGGGCACAGACCCGGACACGCAGACCAGGAUGCGAGGGCUCGCUAUAGGAGGCUGUGGUUGGCCGCCGUUGAGCUGCUCUCACCGGGAUGAUGAGGAGGAAUAUUAUGGCUCUGACUCCCGGCCACGCAGUCUGGAAUUGGAGGAUACAGAAGAAAACAAAUCUGAGGGAGAAGGACUGGACGCCACUUCCCUUCCGAGUCUCUCAGAGAGCGGGAUGCGAUCACCGCAGUGCCGGAUCUGCUUCCAAGGCCCGGAGAAGGGAGAGCUGUUGAGCCCUUGUCGCUGUGCUGGCUCUGUGCGCUGUACUCACCAGUCCUGCCUUAUCCGCUGGAUCAGUGAGAGAGGCUCCUGGAGCUGUGAGAUCUGCUACUGCAAGUACCAGGUCCUGGCCAUCAGCACCAAAAACCCACUUCAGUGGCAGGACAUCUCUCUGACUGUCAUUGAGAAGGUGCAGAUUGCAGCCAUCAUCUUGGGCUCUUUGUUCCUCAUCGCCAGUAUCUCCUGGUUGGUGUGGUCCUCUCUUAGCCCUUCAGCCAAAUGGCAGCGGCAGGACCUUCUCUUCCAGAUAUGCUACGGCAUGUAUGGCUUCAUGGACAUAGUUUGUAUAGGCCUUAUAAUCCAUGAAGGAUCGUCUGUUUACCGGAUCUUUAAGCGCUGGCAGGCGGUGAACCAGCAGUGGAAAGUGCUGAAUUAUGAGAAAGCAAAGGACUCAGGUGACCCCAUCAGUUCGAGCAGUAAAGGUCGUGUUGACAGGAACUCGGACAGCGGACAGAGGGCGAGUCGACAUGGGACUAUUCUCAACCACCACUGUGGCUAUACCAUUUUGCACAUCCUCAGCCAGUUAAGACCCAGCAGUCUACGCAGAGCCAACCAUGAGGUGGUCAUGAGGGUGACCACUGUAUGA
Messenger RNA from Cyclopterus lumpus (lumpfish), 990 nucleotides. Its product is annotated as E3 ubiquitin-protein ligase MARCHF9-like. Gene Ontology annotation, biological process: protein ubiquitination. Gene Ontology annotation, molecular function: zinc ion binding; ubiquitin-protein transferase activity. The record is from RefSeq and is a predicted model, not a curated record. Lineage: Eukaryota; Metazoa; Chordata; Actinopteri; Perciformes; Cyclopteridae. Bases 1 to 990 code for a protein of 329 amino acids. The transcript has 4 exons.